ACCGCGAGGAGCGCGCGCGCGCCUGCGCCGGCGUCGGGCUCGCGUACGCGCACGGCGGCAGCGGCGGUUCCUGUCUAGGGUUGCGAGCGGCGGGCUAUUCCGAGGGGGAACGGCGACGCUGAGGGCUCGGCGACGGCGGCGGCGGCGAUUCAGCGCGCGUGACUCUUGGCCGGGCGUGCGCCUCGGCGAGCGUUUCGGUCGGGGCCGCGGACACGGCGGCGGCCCGAGGCCUGCGGCCUAGGCCUCAACGCGGCGGCGGGCUCGAGUGCGGUGUGGAUCCGGCCUGAGGGCCCUGCGCGGCGGCACCAUGAGCGUGGAGGCGUACGGGCCCAGCUCGCAGACGCUCACCUUCCUGGACACAGAGGAAGCCGAGCUGCUCGGCGCCGACACUCAGGGCUCCGAGUUCGAGUUCACCGACUUCACCCUUCCCAGCCAGACUCAGACGCCCCCGGGCGGCCCCGGCGGCCCCGGGAGUGGGGUCGCGGGGGGCCCGGUGUGCGCGGGCGUGGCGGCCGGACAGCUGGACCCGCAGGUCGGCGGACCUGAGGGCAUCCUGCAAAAUGGGGCCGUGGAUGACAGUGUGGCCAAAACCAGCCAGUUGUUGGCUGAAUUGAACUUUGAAGAAGAUGAGGAAGAUACCUAUUACACAAAGGAUCUCCCCAUACACGCCUGCAGUUACUGCGGAAUACAUGAUCCUGCUUGCGUGGUUUACUGUAAUACCAGCAAGAAGUGGUUCUGUAACGGACGUGGAAAUACUUCUGGCAGCCACAUUGUAAAUCACCUCGUGAGGGCAAAAUGCAAAGAGGUGACCCUGCACAAGGAUGGGCCCCUAGGGGAGACGAUUCUGGAGUGUUACAACUGCGGCUGCCGCAAUGUCUUCCUCCUUGGCUUCAUCCCUGCCAAGGCCGACUCGGUCGUGGUUCUGCUGUGCAGGCAGCCCUGUGCCAGCCAGAGCAGCCUCAAGGACAUCAACUGGGACAGUUCCCAGUGGCAGCCCCUGAUCCAGGACCGCUGCUUCUUGUCCUGGCUGGUCAAGAUCCCCUCCGAGCAGGAGCAGCUGCGGGCCCGGCAGAUCACUGCCCAGCAAAUCAACAAGCUGGAGGAACUCUGGAAGGAAAACCCUUCUGCCACGUUGGAGGACCUGGAGAAGCCAGGGGUGGACGAGGAGCCACAGCACGUCCUCCUGCGAUAUGAGGACGCCUACCAGUACCAGAACAUAUUCGGCCCACUGGUCAAGCUGGAGGCUGACUAUGAUAAGAAGCUGAAGGAGUCCCAGACUCAAGAUAACAUCACGGUCAGGUGGGACCUGGGCCUUAACAAGAAGAGAAUCGCCUACUUCACUUUGCCCAAGACUGACUCUGGUAAUGAGGAUUUAGUCAUAAUUUGGUUAAGAGACAUGCGGCUCAUGCAGGGGGAUGAAAUAUGCCUGCGGUACAAAGGGGACUUGGCACCCCUGUGGAAAGGGAUCGGCCAUGUCAUCAAGGUCCCUGACAAUUAUGGCGAUGAGAUCGCCAUUGAGCUGCGGAGCAGUGUGGGUGCACCUGUGGAGGUGACUCAUAACUUCCAAGUGGAUUUCGUGUGGAAGUCUACCUCAUUUGACAGGAUGCAGAGUGCGUUGAAGACGUUUGCUGUGGACGAGACCUCUGUGUCGGGGUAUAUCUACCACAAACUGCUCGGCCACGAGGUAGAGGACGUGAUCAUCAAGUGCCAGCUGCCAAAGCGCUUCACGGCACAGGGGCUCCCUGACCUUAACCACUCUCAGGUUUAUGCUGUGAAGACUGUGCUGCAGAGACCUCUGAGCCUGAUCCAGGGACCCCCGGGUACAGGGAAGACAGUUACCUCGGCCACCAUCGUCUACCACCUGGCUCGGCAGGGCAACGGGCCCGUGCUCGUCUGUGCUCCAAGUAACAUCGCCGUGGACCAACUGACCGAGAAGAUCCACCAGACUGGACUGAAAGUUGUGCGGCUCUGCGCCAAGAGCCGUGAGGCCAUCGACUCCCCGGUGUCCUUCCUGGCUCUGCACAACCAGAUCAGGAACAUGGACAGCAUGCCUGAGCUUCAGAAGCUGCAGCAGCUGAAAGAUGAGACUGGGGAGCUGUCGUCGGCCGAUGAGAAGCGGUACCGGGCCCUGAAGCGCACCGCCGAGAGGGAGUUGCUCAUGAACGCAGAUGUCAUCUGCUGCACAUGUGUGGGUGCCGGGGACCCACGGCUCGCCAAGAUGCAGUUCCGCUCCAUUCUCAUUGACGAGAGCACCCAGGCCACCGAGCCUGAGUGCAUGGUCCCCGUGGUCCUGGGAGCCAAGCAGCUGAUCCUCGUGGGUGACCACUGCCAGUUAGGCCCUGUGGUGAUGUGCAAGAAGGCAGCCAAGGCUGGCCUGUCCCAGUCCCUCUUCGAGCGCCUGGUGGUGCUGGGCAUCCGGCCCAUCCGCCUCCAGGUCCAGUAUCGGAUGCACCCUGCGCUCAGCGCCUUCCCGUCCAACAUCUUCUAUGAGGGCUCUCUCCAGAACGGUGUCACUGCAGCGGAUCGUGUGAAGAAGGGAUUUGACUUCCAGUGGCCCCAGCCUGACAAGCCGAUGUUCUUCUAUGUGACCCAGGGCCAAGAGGAGAUCGCCAGUUCGGGCACCUCCUACCUGAACAGGACGGAAGCUGCAAACGUGGAGAAGAUCACCACGAAGCUGCUGAAGGCGGGUGCCAAGCCAGACCAGAUUGGCAUCAUCACGCCCUAUGAGGGCCAGCGCUCCUACCUGGUGCAGUACAUGCAGUUCAGCGGCUCCCUGCACACCAAGCUCUACCAGGAGGUGGAGAUUGCCAGUGUGGACGCGUUCCAGGGCCGUGAGAAGGACUUCAUCAUCCUCUCCUGCGUGAGGGCCAACGAGCACCAGGGCAUCGGGUUCCUAAAUGACCCCCGGCGGCUAAACGUGGCCCUGACCAGAGCAAGAUAUGGGGUCAUCAUCGUGGGCAACCCAAAGGCCCUGUCCAAGCAGCCGCUCUGGAACCACCUGCUGAACUACUACAAGGAGCAGAAGGUGCUGGUGGAGGGGCCCCUGAACAACCUGCGCGAGAGCCUCAUGCAGUUCAGCAAGCCCAGGAAGCUGGUCAACACCAUCAACCCGGGAGCCCGCUUCAUGACAACAGCCAUGUAUGACGCGCGGGAGGCCAUCAUCCCAGGAUCCGUCUAUGAUCGGAGCAGCCAGGGUCGCCCCUCAAACAUGUACUUCCAGACCCACGACCAGAUUGGCAUGAUAGGUGCAGGCCCUGGCCCUGUGGCUGCCGUGAACAUCCCCAUCCCCUUCAACCUGGUCAUGCCGCCCAUGCCCCCACCUGGGUACUUCGGACAAGCCAACGGGCCGGCGGCAGGCCGGGGCACCCCAAAAGGCAAGACUGGUCGUGGGGGACGCCAGAAGAACCGCUUUGGGCUUCCUGGGCCCAGCCAGGCGAAUCUCCCCAACAGCCAGGCCAGCCAGGAUGUGGCGUCCCAGCCCUUCUCGCAGGGCGCCCUGACACAGGGCUACAUCUCCAUGAGCCAGCCCUCCCAGAUGAGCCAGCCGGGCCUCUCCCAGCCCGAGCUGUCCCAGGACAGUUACCUUGGCGAUGAAUUUAAGUCACAGAUUGAUGUGGCGCUGUCACAGGACUCCACGUACCAGGGGGAGCGGGCAUACCAGCACGGUGGAGUGACAGGGCUGUCCCAGUACUAGAAGGUGGCAGCGGAAGAGCUAAGCUACGUGGCUUAGUCCAUCAGCAUCUUAUUCUGGGUAAUAAAAAAUAAAAAUAAAUGGAUACCUGUUUUCCACUGCUAAAACUAAGCACCACUGAGCAACAGGAGAGGGAGAGGAGCACCGGGGAAGAGAGGAGCCCGAGGCGGAGUGAGCGCCCACUGCUGGCCCGCGGCGGCGGCGGCGACAAGGAGAAGGGAGAGCGGGCGGUGGGCAGCGAGGAUGCCCGCGGCGAGCCCUGGCAGCCCGCUCGCCCAGGGGCCCAGCGCUCGCCCGUUCACACCUGGGUCUGUGACCAGGGCGGAGGGAGGAAGACCCUCAUCUCAGAGUAGCCCUUUCCUCUGUUCUUUUCUUUCUUUUUCUCUUUUAUUGAAAGGGGACUACGUUUUAGCAGGAAAAACUUCGCAUUUCUGUGCUGAGCAGGCUCCUUGCAGGUGGAAGCCAUGCCGGGGGCCCACGGAGGUGCAGGUUCUGUCCACGCUGGCUCUGGAACCGCGCGGUCUCGCUGCCUGUGUUCUAAGAGGGUUUUCAUUUAAAGAAAAUGCGGUGUUUUGGGUUUUUCUGUUUGGUUUUUAAAGAAUCUUUCAAAGGAGUACUGAAAAAUACACUUUUUUGAGUUUGUCUCUCAAAUCUUAGUGGUGGACCUGGGAGAUGUGAGAAGCUUCCAGACAACGUUUAAAGAAGCCAACACAACUUGAGAUUAGGAUCAACACCUGGGACGCAAUUGCGAAGAGUUUUGUUCUCAGUUUUUAGCUUCCAGCAGCUUCUCUUUGCACAUCCGGGUGGUAAGGGAGCACCGUCCCGGGCCAGGUAGCCCCACGGUCUCUGCUGGACUCUGAGAAGCAAAGUGCUUCCCGUGCAGUGGACUCGGCCCCUCUGGAGGGGCCUCAGACAGGACUGGCCAGGAGGCCAGAGGCCAGGAAAGUGGCUUCUUCCUCGGGGUCCUUCCCAAGGAGUUGGUGGAAGACAGCAACCAACAGGACCCUUCCCAGGGAGGCACCCACAGUCUCUGUCACCAGUUAGACACCGAGCACCCUGCCCCCGUUCACCCCCCUCCCCGCCACCUGCCAAGUUUGGAGCCCUUCUACUUGUGGGCACAGCUUUGGUAAAGUGGGGUGCUUUCUGCUUUAUGGCGGGGGACAGGUUGGGGGAGGCGUAAGUUUCAAACAUAAGCUGGUUCUGUGCCUGAAGGGGCUUGGAGUUUCACCCCACGUGGUGGACCCAGCAUCUGCCUGCAUCUGGGUUGCCACUCAAGGUCAUUGUAGGUGGGAGGGCCACUCCAGCUCCUCACACACCAAGACGGGGUGUUCGCCUCCCUGGUGACCACCUAUUUGGGAACUGUCCCUUGCCUACCCGGCCCCAUGUCUGUGGCUGAGGCUGGCCCUUACCCGAAAGUGUCCAGAUUACAACUUGUACGUGGGAGAGACAGGACGCAGGGCCGCCUUCUGGCCAGGCCUCUUAUUUAUUAGCAUUGCUGUAGGGCUUUCAGUCCCCCUUUUUGACUGUGUGGAGGCAUAGUUUGGGUAGGUUUCUGCUCUGGCCCCUGUACGACACCUCGUGGGCAGUGCCCACCCGCCCACCCGCCCCACUCUGUGCCUUGGAAAUGCUUUGCCCCUGCUUUGUGCUGUUUGCUUUGCUCUCCACCUUCACAGCAGCAGUUACUCUUUGAGUUUUCCAAAUCGAGGAGCAUCUGUACCAAGGCAAUGUACCUUUUGAUUUUUGAUCUGUUUUAAGCUCUAUUGUCACCAAUAAAAUCUUAAUAGUUCUUGC
This is a messenger RNA of Manis pentadactyla (Chinese pangolin), 5482 nucleotides long. It is a transcript of the gene UPF1, whose product is annotated as UPF1 RNA helicase and ATPase. The transcript has 24 exons. Bases 308 to 3694 code for a protein of 1128 amino acids. Gene Ontology annotation, molecular function: RNA binding; DNA binding; hydrolase activity. Gene Ontology annotation, cellular component: cytoplasm. Lineage: Eukaryota; Metazoa; Chordata; Mammalia; Pholidota; Manidae. The record is from RefSeq and is a predicted model, not a curated record. Gene Ontology annotation, biological process: nuclear-transcribed mRNA catabolic process, nonsense-mediated decay.